Annulohypoxylon truncatum is the source of this 1361-nucleotide messenger RNA. RefSeq lists its product as uncharacterized. Bases 517 to 1245 code for a protein of 242 amino acids. The record is from RefSeq and is a predicted model, not a curated record. Gene Ontology annotation, molecular function: lyase activity. The transcript is spliced from 3 exons. NCBI's taxonomy places the organism in Eukaryota, Fungi, Ascomycota, Sordariomycetes, Xylariales, Hypoxylaceae.
GGCUUAGUGUGCGCUCUUAUUGGUUCUUUUGCACAAGCUACUAGAAUUGACGGUACUUACGCUUGGCUAUAACUUGGCAAUAACUCGCAAGCGAAAAGUCAUCGUGAGGCGUGUAAGGUGAAAUUCCUUGUUUUGCCUAGCAGACUACGCAUGUGCGUAAUAACUGACAAAGCUGUUGUCUCCAUUCCAAUUAACCAUCACAGAAUGCCAAGAUAACUAGAGGAACUCCCAAUCUGACCCAGCAUGUUGGUACUUUUCACUGAUCCUGAGUGGACACAAAAACAAAUUUAUCGUGCGUCGACAACCCCGAGUAAAUAAGCAAAGGUUUAUCACGUGGUUGGACAUUGUAGAAGCAGAUUCUGACAUCCAGAAAUCAAGGUUAUAUUUCGCCAUUCUAAUAAUGAGUAGAAGUUUUUGUUUUAGUCCAUAUCUACCAUAUCAACCUCCUUCGCCACACACCACGAGACAUCCCUUAUCUUCCCUUGUCUAUUUCGGAUCCUUAGUCGAUAGUAGAAGAUGCUGUCCGACUUCCAUCUCCCCCUUAACCCCAUUGACAAGGUCAAUCAACCCCCUGUCCAUUAUCUCCAAGUCCAAGAUGGCCUCAUACUAUGCUCAGGCCUCUGCUGGACCACCGCGUACAUCCUCUAUAUCCGGCAAGCCUACCGCGAUAAAUCCUAUGGCAUGCCCCUUGUUUGCCUGUGCGCCAACAUAGCCUGGGAGUUUCUCUUCGGGGCCGCGAUCCCGGAAUCUGCCGCCCAGGUCGUCUCUUUCUUCCCAUGGUUCGUCAUCGAUAUUGGUAUCGUGUACACGACAUGGAAGUUCGGUCGCGAGCAAUGGAAACAUGCCCCGCUCGUGGCUCAGAAUCUUGGCUGGAUCUUGCUGGGUGGCAUCACCGGGAUGCUUGUCAUGUUCUGGGCUUUUCUCAAAACAUACGACAACCAGUACGAGGCCGGGUUCUACCUCGCCUGGACAGACCAGAUCAUAGUGAGCACCACUUCGGUGGCACAGUUGAUGUCUAGGAAUAACACAUCUGGUCACUCUUGGGGGAUCUGGUUUACUCGGUGGAUUGGAUCCGUUUUCGCGGAACUUAUUUUUGUCUGGCGAUAUUUGAAUUAUCCCGAAAGCUAUCCCGUGGCAGCUACACAUAUGACAAUCUUCUUAUUUGUUGUGACAGAGGUGGCGGAUCUAACCUAUCCAUUUGUCUAUGCGUCCCUGGAGAGAAAGGAGAAGAAAAAGUUGAAGUAAUAAUUAGGAGGGCGUUCUAGUGGAAGAUUCACUUAAGUCAAUGUAAUUUGGUAGUUGAGGAUUUAAAGAAUUACUGUAACAAUAGGUACUCAACUAGAUAUCCCCUGAAGCUCCGA